UGGGCCUGUUUGCUUCCUCAGGUGGUGGUGCCCACGCGGGUCGGGCAGGCCUACGUCUAUGAGCCCCCCAAGCCGGAGCAGGACGAGUACGACAUCCCAAGGCACCUCCUGUCUGCGGGGACCCAGGAGAUCUACGAUGUGCCCCCCGUCAGAGGGCUGCUCCCCAGCCAGUACAGCCAGGAGGUGUACGAUACCCCUCCCAUGGCUGUCAAGGGCCCCAACAGCCGGGACCCCUCCCUGGACAUCUAUGACGUGCCCCCCAGCGUGGAGAAGGGUUUGCAGCCGCCCAACCACCACCUGGUGUAUGACAUCCCCCCCUCGGUGAGCAAGGACGUGCCCGAUGGGCCCCUGAGGGAAGAGACCUACGACGUGCCCCCCGCCUUCCUGAAACCCAAGCCCUUCGACCCCACCCGGCACCCGCUGAUCCUGGCGCCCUCCCCCAUCCCCGCUGCGGACCCCUACCCGGCCGAUGAUGUCUACGACGUCCCCCCGCCUGCCGGCAAGGGGACGCCCGCCGCGGCCGCCCCCCAGGAGAUCUACGACGUGCCCCCCGGCCUGCGCAAGCUGGGCCCCGGCCCCCCGGGCUCUGUCUACGACGUUCCCCGGGACCUGGCCCUGGCCAGCAGCCGGGCCGCCUCCCUGGAGGCCGACGGGGAGAGCGUCUACGACGUCCCCCCACAGGCCGACCGUGAGCCCCGGGCCGACGGCAAGCGCCUGUCCGCCUCGAGCACGGGCAGCACCCGCAGCAACCUGUCCUCCUCCUCGCUGGACGUGGUGCCCGUGAAGGAGACGUCGGCCGGGCGGGAGCCGCUGCCCAUGGACCUGGACGCCGCCAUGGAGGUGCUGGCCAAGCUGCAGCAGGGCGUGGGCGCGGCUGUGGCCCACCUCAUGUCCUUCGUCAGCGGCAGCGGCUGGCGGGAGCCCGACCUGCUGGAGCCCCAGAUCCCCGGCCUGCAGGCCGCCGUGGGGGAGGUGAAGGGCGCCGUCCGGGAGCUCUUGGAGUUCGCCCGCGGGGCCGUGGGCAACGCCGCCCACUCCACGGACCGGGCCCUUCACGCCAAGCUCAGCAAGCAGCUCCAGAAGAUGGAGGACGUCUACCAGACGCUGCUGGCCCACAGCCAGGCCUUGGACGGCUGCCAGUGGGCCCCCGGUGCCUUGGCGGCGGGGGGGCAGCCCCCGGGGGCGCCCGACAACCUGGACCGCUUCGUCACCUGCUCCCGGGGCGUCCCCGACGACACCAAGCAGCUGGCCUCCUUCCUGCACGGCAACGCCUCGCUGCUCUUUAAAAGGACCAAGCCGGCCGGCCCCGAGCAGCCGGGCCCCGGCCAUCCCCCCCCGCCCGCCCCGCCCCCCAGCACGGGCACCCCCGCCGACAAGGCCAGCAGCAUCCAGUCGCGGCCGCUGCCCUCGCCCCCCAAGUUCACCUCCCAGGACUCCCCAGACGGGCCCUAUGAGAACAGCGAGGGCGGCUGGAUGGAGGACUACGACUACGUCCACUUGCAGGGAAAGGAAGAAUUUGAGAAAACCCAGAAGGAGUUAUUAGAGAAAGGGAACAUCAUUCGGCAGGGGAAGGGGCAGCUGGAGCAGCAGCAGCUGAAGCAGUUUGAGCGGCUGGAGCAGGAGGUAUCCAGGCCCAUCGACCACGACCUCUCUGGCUGGACCCCCUCGCAGCCCCUAGCCCCCGGGCGGCCGGGGGGGCUGGGCCCCUCGGACCGGCAGCUGCUGCUUUUCUACCUGGAGCAGUGCGAGUCCAACCUCACCACCCUCACCAACGCCGUGGACGCCUUCUUCACCGCCGUGGCCACCAACCAGCCCCCCAAGAUCUUUGUGGCCCACAGCAAGUUCGUCAUCCUCAGCGCCCACAAGCUGGUGUUCAUCGGGGACACCCUGUCCCGCCAGGCCAAGGCCCCAGACGUCCGGAGCCAGGUGACCCACUACAGCAACCUCCUGUGCGACAUGCUCAAGGAGAUCGUGGUGACCACCAAGACGGCGGCCCUGCAGUACCCCUCCCCCACGGCCGCCCAGGACAUGGUGGACCGCGUGAAGGAGCUGGGCCAGAGCACUCAGCAGUUCAGGCGGGUCCUGGGCCAGCUGGCCGCCGCCUGAGAGACCCGGUCCGGCCUGUCGGGGACCAAGGGGGGCGGGGGCUCCAGCCAUUUAGUGACUCGGUCCACAGGGUGUGGGAAAGGCCCCUCCCUCCCUGUGGUCCCGGAUUGUAAAUGCUUUGUACAUAUUUGAAAGAAACAAACCCCAGGAAUCGGAGGCCUCCCUGAGGAGGCCUGAAGAGGCUGAAUCUGCUGCCCCUCCUCCUGCCCCCAGUGCCAGAGGCUGGGAAGGAGCAGAGCGCAAACACUAAAGAACUAUUUUUCAUUAUUGAUUUUCCAAUCAUUUGACUAAUGGCCUACAUUUAAAUAAAAAAAAAAACCAAACUAAAAGGACCCGAACCUUGUCUGUGAA
Messenger RNA from Sarcophilus harrisii (Tasmanian devil), 2457 nucleotides. RefSeq names its product BCAR1 scaffold protein, Cas family member (gene BCAR1). The annotation marks the transcript as partial. NCBI's taxonomy places the organism in Eukaryota, Metazoa, Chordata, Mammalia, Dasyuromorphia, Dasyuridae. Gene Ontology annotation, cellular component: plasma membrane; focal adhesion; cytoplasm. Gene Ontology annotation, biological process: cell surface receptor protein tyrosine kinase signaling pathway; cell migration. The record is from RefSeq and is a predicted model, not a curated record. The transcript has 5 exons.